AUGACAGAACCCGACGUUCCCGUUCGUGUAGUAGCUACUACAGUUUCCGAAGGAAAUUGUCCAUCGUGUGGACGUGAGGUAAAGUCAAAGGACGACAAAUAUUGCCGACAAUGCGGCUUCAGGAUCAACUUUCAUUGCUCAAAGUGCGGAAAAAACGUAAAGUACGGGGUUUUAUGGUCAAUUAUAAAUUUGCACAUAAAGUUAAGACUAUUUUUAACUUAUGUAAACAAUUUUAAUCUCUUAUAACGGUAUUCUUAUCACUUUCGGCCGAAUAUUUCGAAAUCCUUUUCGAAAUUUGAUCAAAGUAACACUUGACGCAACUUGUUUACUUGUGUCAAGUCUUUUUCUUUUGUUAUUUCACGUGAAAAAAGCAAAUUACGUCGAAUUUUCAGGCCUGUGGACAAGUUUUGUGCUCAUUGUGGUGCAAAGAGAUGGCACUGGUAUGAAAUGUGGAGAAUCGGAAUUCUCCACCGAAAUCCGGGCUUUGUAUUGGGCACUACCGUGGUGGUUGCGGCCGCUUAUUUUGGUUUAUAUAUGUGGGUGAAAGGAAGAUCUAGACGAUUCUGA
This is a messenger RNA of Bursaphelenchus okinawaensis, 567 nucleotides long. The record is from the annotation of a GenBank genome assembly. NCBI's taxonomy places the organism in Eukaryota, Metazoa, Nematoda, Chromadorea, Rhabditida, Aphelenchoididae.